UUAACAACUUUAUGUUGGCUGUUUGCCUAAACUGGUACUAUGCUGAUAUAACCAAACUUCGUUGCUCUCUACCAUGGCAGACGUCCGUGCCCUACUUAAAGCCAAACGUCAGGAAGCACGUGUAAAUCAUCCACUAGCAUCUUAUACGACAGCCGGACAAUUGCGAUGCUCCGUCUGUGGAACGAACAUUAAGCAUGCAUCUGCUUGGGAUGGUCAUCUCGGCAGCAAAGCACACCGUACGAACGUGUCUCGCGCUAAGGAAGAGGAGAAGGCUAGGGAACAGCAACAGGCUGCACAUGAAGUUAAAAUUGCUAAAAGAAAGGGUGAUGAAGAUGCCCCUGGCGGAGAUGCGGCCAAGAGGCAGAAAACCGAGCCUGCUGCCUCAACUCCUCAUUCUAGCGCGUUUCCGUCAGACUUCUUCUCUGACCCGUCAAAAGCACCUCCACCGCCCCUGUCAGAUGAUUCUGAUGAUGAAGAGGUCAACUUGUCGACGGUUGCUCCCGCAAAGGAGUCGGGACCACACGAUGUUGCCGUUGCUCAACCAGAGCUUGACCAAGAGUGGAUCAAGUUCCAACAGACGGUGAUUAAUGCCCCUGACGCACACGAGACUUAUGACCGGGCGACUUUAUUUGCUGAACCGGAGCUUGUGUCUGACGUGGCAGAAGGCUUUCCCCCCCUGCAGGGUGAGAAAGAUCCUCCAGAGGUUGAGGCUAAAUUAGACCCGGACGAGGAAAGGCGGAGGAAGGAUCAGGAUGAAAGGGAAAUGAUCAUGGACCGCUUAUUGGAUGAGGAGAGGGCGCAGGAAGAGGCAGACAUGAAAGUCAGUGCAAUGAAAAGUAGGUUGGAGGCAUUGAGGAUAAAACGAGAGGCUGCACGGACAAAGUCAAAAGUUGCUGUGUAGCAAGACUUACUUACUCCCUUCUGAUGAUGUUAGGUGUAAUAUACCAUGAUUAAUUGUACGGCGUAUACUUUGGCAUCUGCUCCAUCUGAACGUC
Suillus clintonianus is the source of this 995-nucleotide messenger RNA. RefSeq lists its product as uncharacterized. Gene Ontology annotation, biological process: mitotic DNA damage checkpoint signaling; nuclear DNA replication; mitotic DNA replication checkpoint signaling. Bases 74 to 901 code for a protein of 275 amino acids. Lineage: Eukaryota; Fungi; Basidiomycota; Agaricomycetes; Boletales; Suillaceae. The transcript has a single exon. The record is from RefSeq and is a predicted model, not a curated record. Gene Ontology annotation, cellular component: spliceosomal complex; nucleus. Gene Ontology annotation, molecular function: nucleic acid binding; zinc ion binding.